AUGAAUCUGACAAAUUCUGAAAUCCUGUUUCAAAUCUCAAAGAAAUCAGAACGACAAAUUAUUGGUUUAAUGUCAGGAAUAGUUCUUAAUUGUUUACAACAAUGGAAUAUCCCAACUACCGACGUCGACCUUAUAGCAAGUCACGGACAAACAGUUUAUCACGCUCCAAAAUCAUUCCAUGGAAUGUGCGGUGAACCAAAUUCUACUCUGCAAGUUGGUGAUGGGGAUCAUAUUUCAGUGAAAACUGGAAUUCUUACUGUAUCAGAUUUUCGCCAAAAGCAUGUCGCUGCUGGUGGAGAAGGAGCACCGUUGGCGUUAUAUGGUGAUUAUUUCAUAUUUUCAAAACAAGGGGAAAAUCGGAUAAUGUUAAACAUUGGUGGAAUUAGCAACAUUUCCUGCCUUUACGGAGAUUUGGAUCCUACGAAAGCAUUUGCGACAGAUUUGGGACCUGGUAACACAAUGAUUGAUACAUUUACAAGAGAACAUUUCAACCAAGAUUGCGACUACGAUGGAAAAAUUGCCAAACAAGGCCAAGUGAACAUGUUAUUACUGACUGCACUCAAAAGUCAUCCGUUUUUUAGUGCACCUUUCCCAAAAACAACUGGUCCAGAAUUGUUCAACCUGAGUUAUAUCCAAAAUGCUCAGAUUAGCAGCGCCACUACGAACAUUAGUAACAAUAAUAUUGUCGCAACUUUGACUCGAUUCACCGCAGAAGUCAUAGCAGACGGGAUUAAUAAAGUUUGUGUUGAAGAUCACUCAUUCAAAAUUUUUGCGAGUGGUGGGGGAGUACACAAUCCGGUUUUGUAUGAUCAUAUUCAAAACUUGUUAAGUCAGACUCAAAUAAAACUGACUGAAGAACUGGGAAUACCUGGAGACGCUAAAGAAGCUAUUUUAUUUGCGACGUUAGCCAAUGAACUGGUUGCCGGGGGUCGAACGAAUUUUGGAGAUCGGUUAGGAAUUCCAAGUGUAUCAAUGGGAAAAAUCUCAUUUCCUGGUUAG
Folsomia candida is the source of this 999-nucleotide messenger RNA. RefSeq names its product anhydro-N-acetylmuramic acid kinase-like. Gene Ontology annotation, biological process: peptidoglycan turnover; amino sugar metabolic process. The record is from RefSeq and is a predicted model, not a curated record. NCBI's taxonomy places the organism in Eukaryota, Metazoa, Arthropoda, Collembola, Entomobryomorpha, Isotomidae. Bases 1 to 999 code for a protein of 332 amino acids. The transcript has 2 exons. Gene Ontology annotation, molecular function: ATP binding; phosphotransferase activity, alcohol group as acceptor.